AUGCCCUCGUGUAGGAACACCAAUGAGCUCGUCGACCUGGUAACACGGAGCCGGACGGUGCUGUCGUCCUUUGCGAAGGCAAAGACGGCGAAACUCGUACGGCAACUCCUCGACCUCUUCCGUGACAUCCCCAACACCACCGAUACCCAGAUUGCCGUGACCAAGUCGUGCAUAGAAUGGGCAACGUCGGAGCGCCGCGGCUUCCUGCGCCAGAACCUCGAGACACGGCUGGUCACUCUCUAUAUGGCCAAACAGGCGUACUACGACGCACUGACGCUCAUCAAUGGCCUGCUGCGCGAGCUCAAGCGCCUGGACGACAAGCUGGUGCUGGUCGAGGUGCAGCUUCUCGAGUCGCGCGUGUACCACGCACUCGGAAACGUGUCCAAGGCGCGUGCGGCACUCACCAGUGCCCGCACGAGUGCCGCCUCCGUCUACACCCCGCCGCUGCUGCAGGCCAACCUGGACAUGCAGUCGGGCAUGCUGCACGCCGAGGACAAGGACUUUAACACGGCAUUCAGUUACUUUAUCGAGGCGCUCGAUGGCUACCACACGCAGGACGAGCCCGCCAAGGCCACGGCGGCCCUGCAGUACAUGCUACUGUGCAAGAUUAUGCUGAACCUGUCAGAUGACGUGAACCAGCUGAUGGUUUCGAAGCAGGCCGUCAAGUACGCGGGCCAAAGCCUCGAGGCCAUGAAGGCCAUUGCGCGCGCGCACGCCAACCGCUCGCUCGAGGAGUACGAGCGCGCACUGGUCACAUACCGCUAUGAGCUGGGCGGCGACGCUUUUGUGCGCAACCACCUGCGCCGCCUGUACGACUCGAUGCUGGAGCAGAACCUGAUCAAGGUCAUUGAGCCUUUUUCGCGCGUCGAGAUCGACCACAUUGCCACCAUGGUCGGCUUGGACACCCAGCAGGUCGAACGCAAGCUGUCCCAGAUGAUCCUAGACAAGGUCAUUAUCGGCGUGCUGGACCAGGGCGCGGGAUGUCUGAUUAUCUACGACGAGACGGAGCGCGACGAGAGCUACGAUGCGGCACUGGCGACCAUUGACAAGCUGAGCAACGUGGUGGACGUGCUGUACACCAACCAGGCGUCAAUGCUGGAGUAG
Messenger RNA from Sporothrix schenckii 1099-18, 1104 nucleotides. RefSeq names its product 26S proteasome regulatory subunit N6. Lineage: Eukaryota; Fungi; Ascomycota; Sordariomycetes; Ophiostomatales; Ophiostomataceae. The record is from RefSeq and is a predicted model, not a curated record. Gene Ontology annotation, molecular function: structural molecule activity. Gene Ontology annotation, cellular component: proteasome regulatory particle, lid subcomplex. Gene Ontology annotation, biological process: ubiquitin-dependent protein catabolic process. The coding region runs from base 1 to 1104 and encodes 367 amino acids. The transcript is spliced from 2 exons.